CAUCUAUAUUCAUUUGUCAAUUCAUCGAAUUCGAUAAAAAAUUAUCGUAGUUUUAAAGUUAAUUCCCUGCAAAUGAUAGCGUUAAGUAAUCAAACUUAAUUUUAAUUUAGAGCAAAAUCAGUGUAUAAGAUAAGAAGCCAGUAUACUUAAGAUUUAAACAAAAAUGGCUGAUAUUCUUGAUAUAUUAGACAUUGAACAGCCUGGGACUGCAGAAAUCACCAGAGAUAGCAUUCUUCAUGGUGAUAAAAUGAAAAAGAAGUAUGUGACGGCGAAAGCUGCUCGUAGACCUGAAGGAAUGCAUCGGGAGGUUUUUGCAUUACUAUACAAUGACAACAAAGAUCUGCCUCCACUUUUACCAACUGAUACAGGCAAAGCUUACAAGCAAACCAAAGCAAAGCUUGGUAUGAGAAAGGUAAGGAAAUGGGUGUGGGCUCCGUUUACAAACCCAGCUCGUAAAGAUAAUGCAGUCUUCUAUCAUUGGAAAAGAAAAACAGAUGAAAGUAAAGAAUAUCCAUUUGCGCAAUUUAAUAAGCAAGUUUCAAUACCAUCAUAUUCAGAGUCUGAAUACAAUCAAUAUCUGAAAUCUGAAGAUUGGAGUCAGGCAGAGACGGAUCACUUAAUGGACCUGUGCCAGCGCUUUGAUCUCCGUUUCAUUAUCAUCCAUGAUAGAUGGGAUCGUGCUGCCUUUAGGGAUAGAAGUGUGGAAGACCUAAAGGAGAGAUAUUACAACAUUUGUGGCAUUCUCAGCAAGGUGAAAACAAAUCCUUGGUCAAAUACAGUGACCAUGGUGAAUGGAGAGAAACGGGUAUAUCAUUAUGAUGCAGAACAUGAGAGGAAGAGAAAAGAACAAUUACGACGAUUAUUCGACAGGACCAAAGAACAGAUAGAAGAAGAACAAAUGUUACUGGCUGAAUUGAAGAAAAUCGAAGCCAGAAAACGUGAAAGAGAAAGAAAAACUCAAGAUCUUCAGAAAUUGAUAUCAAGAGCGGAUGGUAACAGUGCUGUGGCUAACCAAACAGCUAUAUCCAAUGAUGGAAUGAACACACCAUCUACAGUGUCUUCGAGCAUUGCUAGACGACAUGACAGAAAACUACAUAAGAAGAAACUUGCUUCACAACAAAGACCUAUGAGAGCUAUUGAAACUGUGACAGUAGAAUGGUCAGGUAUAAAGUUCCCGGAGGCGCGCGGCACGGGCGUGUGGCUGCGCUCGCAGCGCAUGAAGCUGCCUCCUGGUGUAGGACAGCGGAAGACCAAGGCAAUUGAACAGGAAUUGCGACUUAUGAAUAUUGAUGUCGCUCCAACUCCAACGGAGUCUAUAUGCAAACAUUUUAAUGAGCUGCGCUCAGAUCUCGCUUUAGCUAUAGACCUCAAGAACGCUUUGAAUUCGUAUGAAUUUGAAUUGCAAGCAUUAAGACAUCAGUAUGAAGCACUCAAUCCUGGGAAGACAUUGACUAUCCCGCCAUCAUUAUGUAACACGUCUGAAGCUGACACAAAGCCUCUCGGUGAAAUCAUUGAUGUAGUUGGCUCUCCGGGUUCACAUAACAACACCAUCUAGUAUUGCCUCUGCGGAGCUUUUAAUCGGGCUUUGUAAAGACUUGGUGACUGUGAAGUGAUAUUCAUAGUAAAACCUUACCUUAUGAACAAUUUACAUUACAUUAUCCAACUCAUGUAUCAAUUUAAAAUGUUUGCGAUUAUAAUGUAGAUAUUUAAUACACUGUACUUUACUUGGAUCAAUUUGAUUGUUGUCUAUACUAAUGACCGUCUAUACUAAUGACCUGUCCCACCAAAUUAUAAAUUGUCUGAUAACAAAACAAUGUGUAAAAAUAUGUUACGAAAAUAUCAGAAGUGUUCCGUUCUGUCAGUGACGUCAUUUUUAAGAUAUCUGAGCAUCUAUCAGCCAGUUGUGGGAUAGGCCUUUAAUAUUGUAUUGUAGGAA
Messenger RNA from Papilio polytes (common Mormon), 1936 nucleotides. RefSeq names its product DNA methyltransferase 1-associated protein 1 (gene DMAP1). Gene Ontology annotation, biological process: chromatin remodeling; negative regulation of transcription by RNA polymerase II; DNA repair. Gene Ontology annotation, cellular component: Swr1 complex; NuA4 histone acetyltransferase complex; nucleus. The record is from RefSeq and is a predicted model, not a curated record. Gene Ontology annotation, molecular function: transcription corepressor activity. The transcript has 8 exons. NCBI's taxonomy places the organism in Eukaryota, Metazoa, Arthropoda, Insecta, Lepidoptera, Papilionidae. Bases 164 to 1555 code for a protein of 463 amino acids.